AUGGAGCCGCACCGGGCGCUGCUGCUGCUGCUGCUCCUGGGGCAGUGCGGGGCUGCUCCGCUGUGGGUCCAGCACCGCUCGGGGCUCUCCUCCCUCCCUCCGGGCUCCCAGGUCCUGGUCCCACUGCGGCUGCCCCCCAACGGGACCGAGCCAGUGGUGCUAAUUCUGCCUUUCUUUCUGCACACCAAGGAUGCAGUGUCCUAUGUCCUCAGCAUCGAGGGGAGGCCGUACACCAUCCGCCUGCACCCGCAUGUCUUUUUAUCUGAGGAUUUCAAGAUCUUUGUGUUGAAUGAGGUGGGAGCUGUGCUCGCUGAUUCAAUCCAGUUCAAGGGAAGCUGCUACUACCAGGGCUACAUCGACGGCUUCCCCGGCUCAGCAGUGACCCUCAGCACAUGCUCAGGGCUCAGGGGCUUGCUGCAGUUGGACAAUGUCAGCUAUGGCAUCGAGCCCCUGGGCUAUUCACCUGCGUUCGAGCACCUCGUGUACCGGGUGAGGGAUGGGGAGGCCGCAGGGUCCCUGCUCAGCAGCAGCCGCCCCGAGGCAGAGCCCGAUGGGCUGACGGUGAUGGAGGCAGCGAGCAGAGCACAGGGACGUGAUGAGCCACUGUCGAAGGCAGCACAAGCUCCCAAAUACCUGCAAGUGUAUGUUGUUUUGGACAAGGCUUUGUAUGACCAUAUGGGUUCGAGCACGAAGGCAGCGACACAGAUGAUAAUGCAGGUCUUCAAUCUGGUCAACAGUGUGUUUCAUCCUCUCAAUGUCACCAUUGUGUUGGCCUCCCUGGAGCUGUGGACACAAGGCAAUAAAGUCUCUACAGCAGGGGAAGCAGAGGAUCUUCUGCAGUGGUUUUUGCAGUGGGUAAAGUCUCACCUUGCUCUGCGGCCAUACAACAUCGCAUCCCUGUUGGUGUACAGGGACCAAGCAGCGUUCAUGGGCACAGCAGCUCCAGGGAAGGUGUGUCAGAGGGAUGCUGCCGGCAUCGUGGCCGUGUACCAGGAGGCCACGACACUGGAGUCCUUCUCUGCCCUCCUGGCUCAGCUGCUGGGCCGCAGCCUGGGCAUCGCCUAUGAUGAGUCCCCUCAGUGCCGCUGCCCUGGGCACGUCUGCAUCAUGAGCCCCCAGGCGCUGUAUUUCAGUGGGGUAAAAGCCUUCAGCACCUGCAGCAUCAGGGACUUUGAGGCCUUCCUAAGGCACGGUGGGGGCACGUGCCUCUUCAGCAGACCCCUCCUGACUGGUCCAUCCUCCCAGAGAGCUGCCAUCUGUGGCAAUGGCAUCGUGGAGCCCGGCGAGCAGUGUGACUGUGGGGCAGACAAGGACUGCUUGAAGGACAAAUGUUGUACUGCAGGAUGUCAGCUCAAGCCAGGAGCGAAAUGUUCCUCUGGAUCCUGUUGUAGUGCCUGCCAGUUCAAGCGCAAGCACCAGCAGUGCCGCCCUGCUGCCGAUGAGCAGUGUGACCUGGCCGAGUUCUGCACCGGGGCCUCAGCAUCCUGCCCCCCCGACCUGUACGUGCAGGAUGGGCACAGCUGUGAGCAGGACACCGGUUACUGCUACCGGGGCCGCUGCCAGUCUGCGGACCUGCAGUGCCAGCAGAUCUAUGGGAAAGGUGCCAGGAAUGCUCCUGUGGCUUGUUAUGCAGAGCUCAACAGCCAGCAGGACAGGUUUGGCCACUGCGGGCUGCAGCCCAGCCAAGACUUUAAGCCCUGCUCUUGGAGGGAUCUGAGGUGUGGGAAGCUCAUCUGCACGUACCCGUACAGGAAUCCCUUCCACACAGAUGUGUCUGCCGUUGCCUACGUCCAUGUGCGUGGGCAGUUGUGUGUGUCCCUGAAUUACCUGCAUGCAGGAGCAAGGCUGGAUCCUAUCCUGGUUCCACCAGGAACAAAGUGUGGCUCUGGGCAGGUGUGCAUAAACAACACUUGCCAGCCACAUUCGGUCCUGGGCUAUGACUGCGAUAGCAAAGUGAAGUGCCACGGCCACGGUGUGUGCAAUAACAAGGGGCAGUGCCACUGCCAGCGUGGCUGGAACCCCCCGGAUUGCCUGCAGAGGGGAUCCCGCCGGGGGGGCAGCAUUGGCAGCCGCCUGCAGCUGAAUGAUGGGGGUCAGGGGAUAGAGGGUGUGAUCAUGGCAUGGCCGGUGCUGGGCUUCUGCCUCCUGCUGCUGCUCCUGGCCGGGGUCGUCUGCUUCCUGAUCCGGUGGUGGGCGCUGGGCUUGUGCGGACCACGGCCCCAGAGCACCAGUAGCAGCGCCAUCACUGCAGAGAGCAGCGAGGUCUCGGAUUGGAGCUCGUGGAAGGGCCUGAACCUGAACCCGAACCCGGACCCAGACCCGGCCCCGGACCCGGCCCAGGACCGGUCCCGGUCCCGGGAGCCGAGCUCGGGGUCGAGCCUCGGGCCUCAAUAA
Messenger RNA from Melopsittacus undulatus (budgerigar), 2394 nucleotides. RefSeq names its product disintegrin and metalloproteinase domain-containing protein 32-like. Gene Ontology annotation, molecular function: metalloendopeptidase activity. The record is from RefSeq and is a predicted model, not a curated record. Lineage: Eukaryota; Metazoa; Chordata; Aves; Psittaciformes; Psittaculidae. Gene Ontology annotation, biological process: binding of sperm to zona pellucida; proteolysis; cell adhesion. Gene Ontology annotation, cellular component: plasma membrane.